AAAAUUUGUUAAAACAAAAAAAAAUAGCAAAAAAAAAAAUUUAAAAAAAUUUAAAGAGAUGGCAAUGGAGAAAGAGUUGAGAAAAAGAAAUGAGGAAUUAGAAAAAGCUUUAAAAGAAAGCAAAAAAAGAGAAGAAGAAAUGAGAAAUGAAUUGCUGAAAACUUGGCAUAGAUUGAGAGUUGCGGAGGAUGCUGAGGAAAGGCUAUGCUCACAGCUCGGUGAGCUUGAAGCUGAAGCUCUUAAUCAGGCGCGUGCUCAUAACGCUCGGGUUCUCUUCCUCAUGGAUCAGCUUUCUCAGCUCUCUGCUUCAUAAUUAAGGACCAAUUUUGUGUAUUAUAUUAUUGAGUAUUAGUAUGCAAUUUUGUACUUUUUCUUUUCAAUUUGGAAUAAACCAAAUUCAAAUUCUGGAAUA
Mercurialis annua (annual mercury) is the source of this 412-nucleotide messenger RNA. Its product is annotated as protein RESPONSE TO LOW SULFUR 2-like. Lineage: Eukaryota; Viridiplantae; Streptophyta; Magnoliopsida; Malpighiales; Euphorbiaceae. The coding region runs from base 59 to 313 and encodes 84 amino acids. Gene Ontology annotation, biological process: cellular oxidant detoxification. The transcript has a single exon. The record is from RefSeq and is a predicted model, not a curated record.